Messenger RNA from Colletotrichum orchidophilum, 1161 nucleotides. RefSeq names its product CT20 family protein. The record is from RefSeq and is a predicted model, not a curated record. Lineage: Eukaryota; Fungi; Ascomycota; Sordariomycetes; Glomerellales; Glomerellaceae. Gene Ontology annotation, cellular component: NuA4 histone acetyltransferase complex; nucleus. The coding region runs from base 1 to 1161 and encodes 386 amino acids. Gene Ontology annotation, biological process: regulation of transcription by RNA polymerase II. The transcript has 2 exons.
AUGCCUCCCAAAAAGAAGGUGCGUGGCAGCGUCUCUGCUGUCGCAACGCCGACGCCAGCUCGCGACGAAGAUGCCAUGGAUGUCGAUACCCCAGCUGCCGAUACUCCUGUAGCGAGCGCCCCUCCAGUGAAGCCUUCUGCAGAUGAAUGGCCAAAUAAUCUUUGGACCGACGAUCAGCUUUCAUCACUCUACAAAGGAGUCAUCCGGUGGAAACCAGCGGGCAUGCACAAACAUUUCAGAAUGAUUGCUAUCAGCGAGCACUUGCGGAACCACGGCAUUGACCCCGACUUCUACACCCACACACGUAUCCCCCACAUCUGGACCAAGCUACGUACCUUAUAUGACCUUAAAACGAUCGACCAGCGAGAAGACUUCUACGACGCCCAAGAGGAUGACAAUUACGACGAUCGUUUCAAGGAGUUUUCUCUCCCCUACGAUGAAUUCGACGAGAUGAUGAUGGAGCGUCGCCUAGCCGAUCCCAGCGAACCUCCAACCUCACCACCAGAGUUCGAGCUCACACCACCUCCGCCGUCCCCGGGUGGUAGCAAUGCUGGCGGGAACACCAGGCGGAGGAAACGCGCUUCCACAAUUACCAAGACUCGCGCUAGCACCGUUGAGGAUACGGAAGAUGCUGGCACAGAAACUGCGUCGCCGCCGCCAAAAUCGGCGCGGGUGGCCAGGAGUCAAAAGAGGGCUGCUGGGAAGGCCAAGGCUGAGAAAGCUGAGAAGGUCGAGGAGGCUGAAAAGCCGAAAAGGAAGCCAGUAAGGGCAGAGAAACCCAAGAAGGGUGGUAAAGCUGGCAAGGCUGAAAAGGCCGACUCGACGAACUCAGAAGAUAACGACGAUGACGAGAACUCGGACGAGGAUGAGGACGACUCGGAUUCUAAUGAUGAAGAGCAAGAUGGUCACAAAGAGGAAGAAGACGGCGAAGAUGGAGAUGAAGUGGACGAAGAAGAGGAAGGCGAUGGCAGCGGUUCCGAUGAAAGUGGAGACUCCGGCGGCUCUGGAGAUUCUGAUGAGGGAGACGAGGAGGAAAACCACGAAGAGGAAGAGGAAAGCGCCGAGGACAGCGGGACACCGGUGUCGCGGUCAACGAGAGGGGCUGCUCGAGGUCGCGGCAGAGGCAGGGGCCGAGGCAGAGGACGGGGCCGGGGACGUUAG